UUGUUUAGAUCUGGCAGCAUUGUGACUGUAUUGAUAUGAAGGAGCCAGCUGAACAUUAUCUAUGUGAACUCUGCCAACCCAGACCAGUGCCAAAGGAGAUUCGCAUGGUGCCCCAGCCCAAGUUUGCUCAGCCGGAUCAGACCUAUUACCUGUGCCUACAGAGAGAUGAAACGCUGACCGUCAGACAAGGCUGCUGCGUCUAUCUUGCCAAUGACAACCAACAUCAAAAUGCCGACGGAUCAGGGAUCAAGACCGCGGCGGAGGUGAUGUCAAACGUCGACCCCGCUGAACUCAAACAUAUUCAGAGUAGAUAAACUCUGGAAGAAUGAAAACGGUGAGCAGUUUGCCUUUGGCCAUCAUUUCCUGAGACCCUACGAGACUCACCACACUCCCUCCAGGAAGUUCUUCAAGAACGAGCUCUUCAGGGUGCCGCUGUAUGAGAUCAUUAAACUAGAGAUCAUCGUGGGAGUCUGCUGUGUCAUGGACUUCUACACGUACUGCAAAGGGAGACCUAAAGGUGUGGAGGAGAAGGACGUGUAUAUCUGUGAGUACCGUCUGGACAAGACUGCGCAUCUCUUCAAUCCCAUCAGCCGCAAUAAAUACCCCAUCUGCACCAAGACCUACGCCUUUGACAAGUUUGACAAGAAACUGGUCCCCAAGAGAGACUACUCGCCACACCUUGUACCGGAGCAUUUUAAGAGGGGUUAUGGUGGCCGCGCCACAUGUAGCAAAGACAAGACAGAUGGGGAAGAAGGUGACAGCAACGCACCCCAGGAGGGUCACAGUGCACACCCAGUGAUAAACAACAGCACAGAAACAAAGGCAGCACGGGAAAGAACAAGACCAACAGUGCCGAUGAGUCGAAGAAACUCAAAAAAAUCAACAAGAAGCGAGAGAAGGAGCAAUCCUUGGCAAUGAGACGGCUGAUAGAGCAGCAGAAAGCUGAGAGAAUAGCUGUCCAGAAGGACCGACUCAAUGGACUGCUGCUGGGUCUACUAGCCAAGCUACCUAACAAACAGCCUGUUGAUCUGACGUACUUACUGGAGGAAGGAAAUGGCAAACGUCGCUGCAAGAGGCCGCCUCAUUCAUUGGAUGGAUUUUUCUGACGGCAUGACUCUGAGAAGAUCUACCUUGAUGGUGUCUGGAGGUGUCAGCAUCUCCUACACUGAUUGAGGUAGAUGCUGAUCCUGACAAUGAACGACUAAUCAGCUUCCAAGAUCAACUCCUUAUAUUUGGCUUUUUCGUGGGUAUGAAAAAGAAGUUUGACAGUCUAAAAGGUCACAAAUUUUCGAACAUUGUUGAAAGCUCUGUAAAGAGUUUGCGUAAUGAGGAGCUAUUACAAACGUAGCUACAGUACACUUGUGCAGUGAACAAAAAUGCCACUUGCAAUGAUUUGUGCUGAAAAAAAGGGAUACAUGCAGUUGAUCUUUGUUUGGUCACAAGCCCCGCCCACUUUUGGUGUAUUGACCAGUUGACUGAGUUUGAUAGGCUGACCAUGGUCACCUGACUAAAAGUUGUGAUCUAAUUGGUCCAUGUGCGGGUUUGAUUGACAGACAGAAAGGGUCCCUUUACAGAUUGACAGGUGGUGGACACAAGUUCUGACAGAUAACGUGGUCAGCCAUUUAAUACGGGCGACUUUUUAAUGCAGAUCUGAAUAAUCAAGUAGAAUUUUGGACAGUGAUAGAUAUUUUUAUCGUGAUGGUUUAAAGUUUAUGUUCUAGCUUUGCGGCUGUUCAGAAUUGCAAAGGAUAGGGGGACAACGAUGUUCACUGGAUUGUUUAUUUUUUACUGAACAAUAAACUGGUUGUAAUUAAUUUGUGUAUAAAGUGUUUGGUUUGGAAGAGAGCAUGCUAGAAAAGAACAGGUCGG
Molecule: messenger RNA, 1869 nt
Organism: Patiria miniata (bat star)
Lineage: Eukaryota; Metazoa; Echinodermata; Asteroidea; Valvatida; Asterinidae
Product: histone-lysine N-methyltransferase ASH1L-like
Exons: 9
Coding region: 481-918 (145 amino acids)
Source: RefSeq, a predicted model, not a curated record